GCUUUGGCUGCGGCCCCGGUGUAGUAGCGGGGGCGGCGGCCGGGGGCAGCGCGGCUCCUUCCCUUGUUGUGUGUGUCGGUGCCUCCUCGCCAUCUUGUUGCAAAGCCUUUUCUUGUCGGCGGGACUCCCGGGGCCCGCGGGGCGGGAGGCGUCAGAAGGGAGGGGGGGGGCAGGAGGGAGGCAGUGCCGCCUUUUUUUUUUUUGCAUCAAUUCUUUUUAAUUUGCAAAUUAUAUUUUGCAAAUAUUUUGGGAAACAUUGAUUUUUCUCCCUGUGCUCCCCCGUUCUUCUCUGCGGAGUGCGCUGCGCCGCCCAGCCCUGUCGCCCCCCGGAGGUGACCCCUCCCUCCUGCCUGCCCGCCAGCCUGACCUGUGCCCGGCUCGCGGGCCGCAGUCUCGGCCCCGGCGCGCCCCCGGCAGCUGUCGGCGCGAUGAGCAUAGAGACGCUACUGGAGGCGGCCCGCUUCCUGGAAUGGCAAGCGCAGCAACAACAGAGAGCACGUGAUGAGCAGGAGCGGCUUCGCUUGGAGCGGGAGCGGGAGCAGGAGCAGAAGAAGGCCAGCAGCCUGGCCAGGCUGGCCCAUGCCCUGCCUGUGGAAGAACCCCGCAUUGAGGCACCACCCCUGCCUCUGUCCCCCCCAGCACCCCCGCCAGCACCCCCACCCCCACUUGCCACCCCCACCCCACUGACUGUCAUUCCUAUUCCAGUAGUGACCAACUCCCCUCAGCCUCUGCCCCCACCACCACCACUGCCCCCCGCAGCCCAGCCUCUGCCCCUGGCACCUCGCCAGCCAGCUCUGGUUAGCACUCCUGGACUGAGCAUUAAGGAGUCUGCCCCCCUGCCCACCAGGCCACAGGUGCCCACCCCUGCUCCCCUACUGCCGGACUCCAAGACCACUGUUCCGUCCACUGGCAGCCCCAAGCCUUUACAGCCCCUCCCCACACCUAUCCUGACCAUUGCACCACACCCUGGAGUCCAGCCCCAGCUGGCCUCCCAGCAGCCACCCCCACCCACUCUUGGGACGCUGAAGUUGGCACCAGCUGAAGAAGUCAAAUCCAGCGAACAGAAGAAGAGGCCUGGGGGGAUCGGAACCAGAGAAGUCCACAACAAAUUGGAGAAGAACAGGAGGGCCCAUCUGAAGGAAUGCUUUGAGACCCUGAAGCGAAACAUCCCCAACGUGGACGACAAGAAGACGUCGAAUCUGAGCGUGCUGCGGACGGCGCUGCGGUACAUCCAGUCCCUGAAGAGGAAGGAGAAGGAAUAUGAGCAUGAGAUGGAGCGGCUGGCCCGAGAGAAGAUUGCCACGCAGCAGCGGCUGGCGGAGCUCAAGCACGAGCUGAGCCAGUGGAUGGACGUGCUGGAGAUCGACCGUGUGCUCCGGCAGACGGGCCAGCCCGAGGACGACCAGGCGUCCACCUCUACUGCCUCUGAGGGUGAGGACAACAUAGACGAAGAUAUGGAGGAGGACCAGGCCAGCCUGGGGCCACCUAAGCUGAGCCAUCGCCCCCACCCGGAGCUGCCGAAGCCACCACCCAGCACUACCCCCGUGCCUCUGCCUCCCCACCCACACUCCCACUCCCACCCUGUGGCCCUGUCUCCUGCCCACCUCCCUGGGCAGCAGCCACCACCACAGCAGAAGACACCUCUGCCAGCCCCUCCUCCCCCACCAGCUGCCCCUGCCCAGACGCUGGUGCCUGCUCCGGCCCACCUGGUGGCCGCAGCUGGGGGAGGCUCUACAGUCAUCGCCCACACAGCCACCACCCACGCCUCAGUCAUCCAGACUGUGAACCAUGUUCUACAGGGUCCGGGUGGCAAGCACAUCGCCCACAUCGCCCCCUCGGCUCCCAGCCCUGCUGUGCAGCUGGCACCUGCCACACCCCCCAUUGGCCACAUCACAGUACACCCUGCCACCCUUAACCACGUGGCCCACCUUGGCUCCCAGCUGCCCCUGUACCCGCAGCCUGUGGCAGUGAGCCAGCCCGUGGCAGUGAGCCACAUCGCCCAUACUCUCUCGCACCAGCAAGUGAAUGGCACAGCCGGGUUGGGGCCCCCAGCCACUGUCAUGGCAAAGCCAGCUGUGGGGGCUCAGGUGGUGCACCACCCCCAGCUGGUGGGCCAGACAGUGCUCAACCCUGUGACCAUGGUCACCAUGCCCUCCUUCCCGGUCAGCACACUCAAGCUGGCUUGAGGAUGAGGCCACUCAGAGGCCCCCAGUGGGGGCAGGGAGGGGGACCUGUCCCCCACUCUCCCACCCACCAGCUCCACACAUUCCAGCCAGGCCCAGGCCCGCCCUGCCCACACCCACCCCCAGGCCUCCUAGGGGAAGUGGGUGCAGAGACUCUGAGCCAGGGGAGGGAGGGGCCACCCCAGGUAGCUGGGCGCAGGGCAGGGGGUUACCCCACUGCACUAGGACUUGAUAAAGUGAUGAGAGAUGCUCUGGUGACCGUGCCGCCUGUGGGCCUGGUGCCAGCUCCAGUGCCGUCCCUGCCUCCCCACCUGUCCCUGAAACCAGUGCGAUGUGGAUGUGGUGUUCUCCAACUUUCCCCUACCCUGCCUGCCUCUCUGUGCUGCUGCUGCUAUUGCUGUCUGGUGAAGUGGCUGAGCGCCUGGGCCCUCCCCUCCCGAGCCUCAGCCUUCUCUUCCCAGGCCUUUGGAGGGGAAAGAGGGAAGCAGAACUGAAGCAAUUUGGCCCAGAAAGCUGAGGACUGUGGGGGCCCUGCUCUGAGUAUAGGUGACAAAUCUUAGGAAGUGGCUGGAGUCCCACCCAGACAGGUGGGUUCCCCAGCGUGGGGCUCUGGAACCCAGUUGCAAUCACUGUGAUUCGUCACAGCAGAAACUAGUUAACGAUUCUCUGCCAACAGUAAGCAAAACCGAAGUUGUUGCCAAGCUCCCUGAGUCCGCCAGUCUUUGCCACUGGGCUCGUGACCUCACGAGAGCAGGCUGAGUGCGGGGGCAGG
This is a messenger RNA of Ceratotherium simum simum (southern white rhinoceros), 2955 nucleotides long. It is a transcript of the gene MNT, whose product is annotated as MAX network transcriptional repressor. NCBI's taxonomy places the organism in Eukaryota, Metazoa, Chordata, Mammalia, Perissodactyla, Rhinocerotidae. Gene Ontology annotation, biological process: regulation of transcription by RNA polymerase II. Gene Ontology annotation, molecular function: protein dimerization activity; RNA polymerase II cis-regulatory region sequence-specific DNA binding; DNA-binding transcription factor activity, RNA polymerase II-specific. The record is from RefSeq and is a predicted model, not a curated record.